Molecule: messenger RNA, 3173 nt
Organism: Macrosteles quadrilineatus (aster leafhopper)
Lineage: Eukaryota; Metazoa; Arthropoda; Insecta; Hemiptera; Cicadellidae
Product: protein ENL-like
Exons: 6
Coding region: 328-2382 (684 amino acids)
Biological process (GO): regulation of DNA-templated transcription
Cellular component (GO): super elongation complex
Source: RefSeq, a predicted model, not a curated record
UCUUAAUAAUGUAAAAUUACAAAAUCCUGUGAAGAGGACAUGGCAUAUUCGGUAUGUCAGAAUUUAGCGCCAGUUUUUUUCAAUCUCCCAUGUUUGUCCCCUGAGGCAAAAACAAACAGGUUUUACAACAACAGUUUGUUCGUUCAAUCGUUAUGUCCGAUGAAUUCCCCUAUUCAAGCUUUCCAAAUUAGUUUAUUAACUCUUCGGUAAAUGCAUUUAAGAGUUUAUUUGAGUGAUAUACGUUUUAUUAUGGUGUGACUUUACCAUUUGCAAUUUAAGGCUAAGGCCUACCUGUGGCUUUCAACAUUGGAUAUUUUAGGACUGAAAAUGCAUAAAUUCAAUAAUUGUGUGAAAGUGCAGUUUGAGAUAGGCCAUGAAGCCAGUCUUCGGUCAGAAGUUACGCCUCAAGGCUUCACACACGAUUGGCUCGUCUUUGUCAGAGGUGCAGACAACACAGAUAUACAUCACUUUGUAGAGAAGGUCGUUUUCCACCUGCAUGAAUCGUUUCCUAAGCCAAAACGAGUUGUAAAGGAGCCUCCUUAUGAAGUGAAGGAGUCUGGAUAUGCUAGUUUCACUUUCCCUAUCGAAGUUUACCUCAAGACCAAGGAUGAACCUAGGAAGCUGGACUUCAUCUAUGAUCUGUCUCUCAAUACCAGCGGGCCUAUCCGCAUUUCUCAGCGGGAGAAAAGGAUAUUCAAUAACCCUUCGGAGGAGUUCAGGCGGAAACUUAUACGUGGAGGCGGGGUUGGUGUGGGUCCUGACAUGUUGCCGCUUACGGACAGCAACUCGCAAAACACGGAUGAAAAAAGUUCCUCCAAGAAAUCCAGCGGCGACUCAACGAAAAAACAUAAAUCUAAGGAUUCAGUGAAGCCUGAAGAUUUAAGGUCGAGCAACCAGUUUGCUGAUUUGUUCGGCACACCCAUCAAGACUGCUAAGCUCUCGCCUACCACUGCUUCCAAAAAAACUGAAUCCAAACAUUCAUCAGAUUCUAAAUUGUCAUCUAAAUCUUCAAAACACAGUCCUCACAAAGAGAAAGAAAAAGAAAGCAGCAAGAAAGAAACUAUGAUCCCAAGCUCAAACAAAGAAAAAGACAGAGAAAGAAGACCAGACAAAGAGAAAAAACCUGAAAAGUCAUUGAAGCGGCCACCUUCUCCUUCUGUGGCUCCUCCUCCUGCCAAAACGCUCAAGGAGGAGCUGAAGAAGUCCAGCUUUGAUGAGGCUAAAGAGAAGGAGAAAAUGAAGUCAUCGUCCAGUGAUAUCAGCAAGAGUGAGAAGAAAGAAAAGAAAAAGGAUAAGAAGAGCCGAGACGAAAAAGAUAAAAAAGACAGGCAUAAAGAAUCUGAAAGCAAAAUCCCAACACCAGCACCGCCAGUUCCUCAACCUCCUGUUGAAAGAGAGAAAGAGAAAGUUGUUGAAAAGUUUGAGAAAAUUAAACCUGACUUUAAAGAACUUAAGGAAAAUAUUAAGAAGUCACCCAAACACAGCAAGGAGGAAAAGGUCAAAGAAAAAAUUGAUAAAGAGAAGACUGAAACUGUUGAAAAACAGCGGCACAAGCAUAAGAAAAAAGAGAAAAACAAAAAGGAAGACAAAGAGUUGAAAGAGAAAGAAAAAUCUGCUAAGAAAGUAGAAAAGUUUCAACCUGCCGUUCCAGUUCCUAAGGAUCCCUCGCCACCUCCUCAACCCCCUCCGGCCAAAGUAAGGCCGAGAUCCCCUAGUCCUAAGAUGAGCAAAAACUCAAAUCCUCUGGGCACUCUCAUGUCAGAACUCAACUCAUCUGACAAAGGCUCAGACUCUGAAUCUUCUGCUGACGAAGACACUGCAAGUGUUGACAAGAUGAAAAUGACACCUCCCUCCCCUCCUCCCCCUGCACCUACCCCUCCCAUCUCCAGGACACCUGAGCGAGUCAAGGAAGACAAACCUCAUAAAGACAAAAUGAAGAAAAAGGAUAAGAAGAGUUCGUCUAAAGACGAGGAUGGGAUCAAAAAGAAGAAGCGGAAGAGUAAGGAAAAAGAAGAAGUGGUUCCAGAGAAGAUAGCCAAAUUGAAACCAGAAGAGGAACACAAACCGGUGAGAGAGGAGACUGUAGAAGAGGAUGUAGAGGACAGACUCUCGGAGUCACCUCCGCGAGAGGAGCAGGAAGUGUCCAGGUCUAGAUCUCCUACUCCACCCACUAAGUUUACAGAAGAAUAUGUGAUGGAACUGAAGGAUCUCCAGCAGAAGAUAAUGACAUUAGAGGACAAUGCUGAACUGCAAAGGGUGGUCCAAGUGAUUGCUGAAACGGGACAGUAUGAAAUUACCAAAAAGACUUUUGACUUUGAUCUCUGUGCCCUGGACAAAAGUACAGUGAAAAGGUUACAGGACCUAUUCUUUCCUGCCUCAUGACCGUGAAAAAACCUACUACUGUUGUAUCAUAAUUUGUUUUGUUUUUGUUUUGUCUUUAUGUUAUUUUUGUUGUAAAUUUUUUUUAUUCGUUAGACAAUAUUUCGAUUGUUUUUAUUAUUUCUAGCGCAGGCAUUUACAUUUACGCGAACGUGUUUUAUACAUUAUUGUGACGAGCCAUAUAAAUUUUAAAGUACCCUAUACAUAAUUUAUAAUAGGACUGUAUGAAAUGACUUUUGUAUAUGUUGAUGCAAUAUUCUUCACAAAUUUAUUGUUUAUGUAAAUUUGUUAAAUACAUAAUAUAUUGUGUGUGAGUGUUUAUUUUAUCAAAGAUUUUAAAAUAGGAUUUAAUUUUGUUAACAUGAUUUGUAACAUAUAUUAAUAAGUUUUAUUAUUUAAGAAUAAAUUGGCCUAAAGUAUUUAAGUGUAAAGGCAUAUAAAUUAUUUGAUAUUGAUUUAAAGGGUUGAAUGAAAGCUUUAAAUUGUGUUCAACACUUUUGACAUAUUUAUUAUAUGAUCUUCAUCUUCGAGACCAUAUUGUUUAUGUUUUUUAAUACAAAAUAAUUUAUUUCUGGAUUGUUAUAAUUUUGUCAAAAUCAGUAUUUAUUCGAGUUGUCUUGCAAUGUUGUCUGUAAAUUGUAUCCUAAAAUGUUUAGUGUUCAUAUUUUUUGUAAAGAUUUUCAUGGAAAAUGUUUAAACUAAUGAUUUUAUAUCAUGUUUUGUAAACGUGGUUAGUGUUUGAGGUGAUAUUUUGUUCGUUUUUCUCAACAAAAUUGUCUUAUUAAACAUGUCUU